UUUAGGCCACCAAGACUUGCAUCCCCCCCUCCCCGCCACUGAAGGGUUAAAAACAAGAGAAAGGCGGGAUUUCACUCAAAAGCAGGGAGGAAAGAGAAGCACCGGGCGCGGGUCUGAACUGCCGUUGCUUUCCGGUCAUGCACAGACACGCGUUUCCCCGGCUCGUUUAAAGCCUUCGCGGUUGCUUCGGCCUUCUGCAGACGUGGCUCCUCCUCUUGGCUUGGUUUUUAUUAAAAAAAAAACAAGCGGUUCAGCGGGUUGUGCGAAUGUAGCCCGCUAGUUAGUUCAGGAUUCAGCUUCCUUGUGCAAGUCCUGGAAAUGAUACGGUUAGGGAACCAGAUUAAUGUAUAUUAAUGACUAGCAAGUCCUUCAAUAUUACGAGAAGGUGGAGUAAAUUAAAGGCUUGAGUCGAGCCUCAGUGCUGAUGACUUCAUGGAGACACCUGCAGAAAGGGAAAGAUGGAAAUGCAGCCCUUCUCAGCAAUUAUGAGGUCUACAAAUUGUUGACGGAUCUGAAGCAGCAGUGCAAAGAGCCUGGGAAGAGCAAGCAGAGUGUUGCCCAGCAGAAUCUGAACACAAUCACGUAUGAAACACUGAAAUACAUAUCAAAGACACCAUGCAAGUUCCAGAGUCCUGAGAUUGUAAGAGAUUUCCUCAUAGCACUGAAAAAUCACAAGCUAACAAAGGCAGAAAAACUGCAACUACUCAACCACAGACCUGCAACUGCUGUUGAAAUCCAGCUGAUUGUGGAAGAAAGUGAAGAGAGGCUUACAGAAGAGCAAAUUGAAUCCCUUCUCCAGACAGUCACCAGCAUGCUUCCUGGAGACCCGGAACAAGAGCAGGAGGAGCAACCCAUGGUUGUGGAAGAGGAGGGGAGCCUAACAUAGGAGAAGUAUAAACAAACUGCAGGAGACCUCCUUCCCCAUUUUAGAAUCUGGAAGGAUUGGCCAAAUUCUUCAUUUGCUAUGAGAAUCUGCAGAUUUCCCACUGUCUCCAUGAUGACUUCGCAGUGUUGUUACUAUAUGUUUUCCAAUUGUUUGUACAUCAUAGGGGAAUUAUUAUUUACAUUAUAAACUUUUAAAGGAAAAAA
Molecule: messenger RNA, 1089 nt
Organism: Thamnophis sirtalis
Lineage: Eukaryota; Metazoa; Chordata; Lepidosauria; Squamata; Natricidae
Gene: CRCP
Product: CGRP receptor component
Biological process (GO): transcription initiation at RNA polymerase III promoter
Cellular component (GO): RNA polymerase III complex
Molecular function (GO): nucleotide binding
Source: RefSeq, a predicted model, not a curated record